Lemur catta (Ring-tailed lemur) is the source of this 6358-nucleotide messenger RNA. It is a transcript of the gene PRDM16, whose product is annotated as PR/SET domain 16. The record is from RefSeq and is a predicted model, not a curated record. The coding region runs from base 268 to 4074 and encodes 1268 amino acids. Gene Ontology annotation, molecular function: protein binding; histone H3K9 methyltransferase activity. Gene Ontology annotation, cellular component: nucleus. The transcript has 17 exons. Lineage: Eukaryota; Metazoa; Chordata; Mammalia; Primates; Lemuridae.
GGGGGGAGAGAUAAGUGAGAUGAGGACCGAGAAGGCCGAAGAGAGCCCCCCAAUCCCGCGCCGAGGCGGCGGCGGCGGCGGCGGCGGCGCGACGAUGAGGAUGAUGAAUACAUUGCAAAGUUUUUUUGGCCCCGGCGAGGGGUGUCAGAUUGAGUGCUCUGUGCGCAUGUGCGAAGGUGUCCAAACUGACAAUGCUGGGGAGAUGAAGAUAGUGUGUAGCUGCUUCUGGACUCAAGGAGGAGGAGAGAGAUUCCGCGAGCCGACACCAUGCGAUCCAAGGCGAGGGCGAGGAAGCUAGCCAAAAGUGACGGUGACGUUGUAAAUAACAUGUAUGAGCCCGACCCGGAUCUGCUGGCCGGCCACAGUGCUGAGGACGAGACUGAGGACAGUGUCAUGUCACCCGUCCCCACCAGCGAGGACUUCACCCCCAAAGAGGGCUCGCCCUACGAGGCCCCGGUCUACAUUCCUGAAGACAUUCCGGUCCCACCAGACUUCGAGCUCCGAGAGUCCUCCAUCCCCGGGGCUGGCCUGGGCAUCUGGGCCCGGCGGAAGCUGGAGGUCGGGGAGCGGUUUGGCCCCUUCCUGGUGGCGCCGCGGGCCGCGCUGAAGGAGACAGACUUCGGAUGGGAGCAAAUACUGACCGAUGCGGACGUGUCCCAGGAGGGCUGCAUCAAAAAGAUCUCUGAAGACCUGGGCAGUGAGAAGUUCUGCGUGGAUGCUACCCAGCCGGGCGCCGGCAGCUGGCUCAAGUACAUCCGAGUGGCAUGUUCCUGUGAUGACCAAAACCUCGCCAUGUGUCAGAUCAAUGAGCAGAUUUACUAUAAAGUCAUUAAGGACGUCGAGCCGGGCGAGGAGCUGCUGGUGCACGUGAAGGACGGCAUCUACCCGCUAGGCGCCGUGCCGCCCAGUCUGGACGAAGAGCCCACGUUCCGCUGUGCUGAGUGUGACGAGCUCUUCCAGUCCAAGGUGGACCUGCGGCGCCACAAGAAGUACGCGUGCGGCUCAGUGGGGGCCGCGCUCUAUGAGGGCCUGGCGGAGGAGCUCAAGCCCGAGGGCCUGGGCAGCGGGGGCGGCAGCGGCCAGUCCCACGAGUGCAAGGACUGCGAGCGGAUGUUCCCAAACAAGUACAGCUUGGAGCAGCACAUGGUGGUCCACACAGAGGAGCGCGAGUACAAGUGUGACCAGUGUCCCAAGGCCUUCAACUGGAAGUCCAACCUCAUCCGCCACCAGAUGUCCCAUGACAGCGGCAAGCGCUUCGAGUGUGAAAACUGUGUGAAGGUGUUCACGGACCCCAGCAACCUGCAGCGGCACAUUCGCUCGCAGCACGUGGGCGCGCGGGCCCAUGCCUGCCCAGACUGCGGGAAGACCUUCGCCACGUCCUCCGGCCUGAAGCAGCACAAGCACAUCCACAGCACGGUCAAGCCCUUCAUAUGCGAGGUCUGCCACAAGUCCUACACACAGUUCUCCAACCUGUGCCGGCACAAGCGGAUGCACGCCGACUGCCGCACGCAGAUCAAGUGCAAGGACUGCGGGCAGAUGUUCAGCACCACCUCCUCGCUCAACAAGCACCGGCGCUUCUGCGAGGGCAAGAGCCAGUAUGCGCCGGGCGGCAUCUUCGCGCCGGGCCUGCCCUUGACCCCUGGCCCCGUGCUGGACAAGGCAAAGCCCUCCCCCGGCCUCAACCACUCUGGCCUGGGCUUCGGCGACUACUUCCCCUCCCGGCCGCACCCGGGCAGCCUGCCCUUCUCCACGGCGCCACCGGCGUUCCCUGCACUCACGCCCGGCUUCCCGGGCAUCUUCCCCCCAUCCUUGUACCCCCGGCCGCCUCUGCUACCUCCCACGCCGCUGCUCAAGAGCCCCCUGAACCACACGCAGGACGCCAAGCUCCCCAGCCCCCUGGGCACCCCCGCCCUGCCCCUCGUCUCCGCCGUCAGCAGCAGCCAGGGCGCCACGGCCGCCGCGGGGCCGGGGACGGACUUCGAGGGCCGCCUGGAGGACCCGUGCGUCGCGAAGCUCAAGACACGGGGCAGCGACGUGUCGGACGGCAGCGACUUUGAGGAUGUCAACACCACGACGGGGACCGACCUGGACACGACCACGGGGACAGGCUCGGACCUGGACAGCGACGUGGACAGCAACCCCGACAAGGCCAAGGGCGAGAGCAAGCCGGCCGAGGGCAGGCCCGAGUUUGGGGGCGGCGCGGCACCCCCGGGCCCCCCGAGCAGCGUGGCCGAGGUGCCUGUCUUCUACUCCCAGCACUCGUUCUUCCUGCCCCCCGACGAGCAGCUGCUGACCUCGUCAGGCGCCGCCGGCGACUCCAUCAAGGCCAUCGCGUCCAUCGCUGAGAAGUACUUCGGGCCUGGCUUCAUGGGCAUGCCGGAGAAGAAGCUGGGCUCGCUGCCCUACCACUCCGUGUUCCCCUUCCAGCUGCUGCCCAACUUCCCCCACGCCCUCUACCCCUUCACGGACCGCGCCCUCGCCCACAACCUGCUGGUCAAGGCUGAGCCACAGUCGCCCCGGGACGCCCUCAAGGUGGGCGGCCCCAGCGCCGAGUGCCCCUUCGAUCUCACCACCAAGCCAAAGGAGGCGAGGCCCGUCCUGCCCGCGCCCAAGGGCGCCCUGGCCCCCGUGCCCGGCGAGGAGCAGCCGCUGGACCUGAGCAUCGGCAGCCGGGUGCGCGCCAGCCAGAACGGGGGCGGGCGGGAGCCCCGGAAGAACCACGUCUACGGCGAGCGGAAGCUGGGGCCCGGUGAGGGGCUGCCCAAGGUGUGCCCGGCGCACGUGCCCCAGCAGCCCUCGCUGCACUACGCCAAGCCCUCCCCCUUCUUCAUGGACCCCAUCUACAGCAGGGUAGAAAAGCGGAAGGUGACAGACCCCGCGGGAGUCCUGAAGGAGAAGUGCCUGCGGCCGUCCCCACUGCUGUUCCACCCCCAGAUGUCCGCCAUCGAAACCAUGACGGAGAAGCUGGAGAGCUUCACAGCCAUGAAGGCUGCCGCGGGCAGCUCCCUGCAGCCCCUCCCCCACCAUCCCUUCAACUUCCGGUCCCCGCCCCCGACGCUCUCGGACCCCAUCCUCAGGAAGGGCAAGGAGCGGUACACCUGCAGGUACUGUGGGAAGAUCUUCCCCAGAUCAGCGAACCUCACGAGACACCUGAGAACACACACCGGGGAGCAGCCGUACAGGUGCAAGUACUGUGACCGCUCCUUCAGCAUCUCCUCCAACCUGCAGCGGCACGUCCGGAACAUCCACAACAAGGAGAAGCCUUUCAAGUGCCACCUGUGCAACAGGUGCUUUGGGCAGCAGACCAACCUGGACAGGCACCUCAAGAAGCACGAGCACGAGAACGUGCCAGUGAGCCAGCACACCGGGGUCCUCACCAACCACCUGGGCACCAGCGCCUCCUCCCCCACCUCCGAGUCGGACAACCACGCACUUUUAGACGAGAAGGAAGACUCCUAUUUCUCUGAAAUCAGGAACUUUAUUGCCAAUAGUGAGAUGAACCAAGUGUCAUCGCGAACAGACAAACGGCCGGACGUCCAGGACCUGGAUGGCAACGCCCCGUGUCCGAGCUUGGCCAGUGGGAAGCCCCAGGAUGCGGAGGAGGAGGAGGAGGAUGACUUGGAGGAGGACGAUGAGGACAGCCUGGCCGGGAAGUCGCAGGACGACACCGUGUCCCCCGCGCCCGAGCCCCAGGCCACCUAUGAGGAUGAGGAGGACGAGGAGCCACCCGCCUCCCUGGCCAUGGGCUUUGACCACACCCGGAGGUUUAUUGAGGAGCAAGAAGGCGGUCUGUUAGCUUUGGAGCCGAUGCCGACCUUUGGGAAGGGGCUGGACCUCCGCAGAGCAGCUGAGGAAGCAUUUGAAGUUAAAGAUGUGCUUAAUUCCACCUUAGACUCUGAGACUUUAAAACAGUCUCUGUGCAGGCAGGCUAAGAACCAGGCGUACGCAAUGAUGCUGUCUCUUGCUGAGGACGCUCCUGUCCACACCCCGGCCCAGGGCUCUCUGGACGCCUGGCUGAGCCUCACGGGGGCCACGGCGGAGCCCAGAGCCUUUAACCCCAUCAACCACCUCUGACGGCCGGGAGGCCCUGGGGUCAGAGUCCAGAGCGAGGGCACCAGCUUGGACGGCAGCGGCCAGGCCGGCCAGAGCCCCGCGCACCUGCCCGGGCCCACUCCUCGGCCUCCACGCCCCACCCCCGCAGCUCAGUUCUGACUCUUCCAGCGAAAACUCAGACCCGAAAGUUCCGGAAGCAGCUGCAGAGCUUCACCGUCACCUGGGACGGUCCUGAGAACACUGCUCGGUCGGUCCAGCUCACGCCGUCCGGGACCACCCUCAGAAGCGGCCACGCAGAACCAGCCCGGCGGGCGAGCGGGACCUUGACCCCAAUGGGAAGCGGAAGGCAGCGGAUGGACGCGGAGUGCUCCAGAGAGAAGGAUCUCGCCAGUGAUUUUUAUAACGAAAAUGGCAAGAAUAACCUUUUUGGUAACCUUAUUGACUACAGAGUCUAUUUAAGCAUGUGGUUUUAAAAAUAGACAGUAUUUUUUAAAAAUCAAAAAAAUGACUUGCAAAUUGUUUUUUAAAAGUAAUUUUGCAUUGCUUUGAAAUUUCAGCUUAUUUGCAAACCCAAGUCUGCCUAGGAGCCAGCACUGUGCUUGGGUGUGUUCUUUAUACUGUAGAUAACGGAGAAAUUUUCUAUCUCUGACCUGUUUGUAUAAGCCAAGGUGAUCCCAGAGGCAGAGCAAGGGGCCUGGGGCCGCUGCUGUGAGCAGUGUGCGGACUCUACCAGGAAUUCGGAGACCCGGUGGCCUGAGCUGCAGGCUCGUCCGGCAGGGGCUGGAGGCAGGUGGCGUUCGUGCUGGGGGUCCCCACGUGGCCUCCAGAGGAGACCACAGGCCCCCACCCGAAACCCUCCAAUUGUAUGGGGAAGUCGGGGCCGUGGCGCCCGCCCUCCACACAAGGGUGUGGCUGGGCCCUCCUCUUCCCACCAUCCUGGGCCUGUGCCUCGGUCACCCCCAAGCUGGCCCUUCCGAAGGCAGGGCCCGGCCACGUCCUGGGGCUCCAGCCUCCCACCCGCGGCUGCCCCGGGGACCCUCCCCGGUCCACCGCUCCAGGCCGCCGAGCUCCGCCUGUGCCUGAGACUCCAGACCGCGACGCCAGCGCCACGUCCGCCCUCCGCGCAGGUUGUCGGGAGCUCACGCGCAGAUGGGCGUCCAGGGGACCCGCCGGGAAGAGCAGAGACAGACAGCGCGGCCCUGGCGACUGGCGCCUCCUUCCCGGGACACAUCUGCCUCUCCGUCCGGACAGGCUUUAAGUUAUUCCCAUAGGGGCCAAUUUCAAAUGAUAAUUUUUUUCCCUGAUGGAAUUUACCUUAAUCUGUAUAUACCUUGUAAUUUUUUCUAAUUCGUUUCUUUUCUUAUUUUAUUUCUUCUUUAACAGUAUUUUUGGCAUUAGACAUUCUUAUUGUGAAGAAAUAAUGUUAAUAUAAGUAUCUAGUGAAGGACCAAAACCGCGUGAUAAGGUCGUGUGUCGUGUGGCCGCUGUCCAGGGAGUGGGGCGGUUUCUGAUGUGCCAAAUACCCCGCCCGCCCCGGGAAUCCUGCUGUCUCUGCUGCCAUUUUCCAGACAAUCAUGUGUUUUUGUUAAAUUUGCGUUUCAGUUGCAUUUAAGACAAGUGUUCUAUUUAUUUCUUUUAUUGUUUGGAAGAAAAGAUGAUAAUAGUGUCCCAACAUGAAGAGAAAAAAUUGCCUAAGUUGCCCUUUGAAAAAAGAAAAAAAAAAAAAGAGCAGAAAUCCAAACAGGGAUGGCGCGAGCCACGUUGGUGUGGAUCUGUGUCCCGCUGUGGACGUCUCCACAGUGUCUGUCCCUGGGGCCACCGGAAGUGUCCAAACGGGCGGGUUCCGUGCCCAUCCCAGCCGCUCCAGGCCAAAGACAAUCGUCUCUGUAGGUGCGGGGCGUCCCGGCUCACCCCGGAGACCCGCGACGGAAGUUCCUGCAGGUCCUGCAAGCCCCCGGCUCCAGCGGAAGGACCCACGCUGGCCACGUCCGCACAGGGCGGAAGGACGGGGACUGCCUGCACGUGCACUGAGGCCACGCGUGGACUGGAAGGACACCCUCGGACGGCCGGGGGAGCUGUGUGCGGGGAGAGGGCCUGGGCCACGUCGGUAAGGGUUUAGGAUUUGCAAACACAACUGCUGGAUCCUCCGCGAGCAUCCGUGAUGUUCCUGGGUCAGACCCACCAGGAUCGCGUAGGAAUUUCCCACUUCCCCUUGACCUAGACGGGAUUCUUGUAAAAAUUCAGCCUCAGAUAUAAACACCCCAUUUCUGUAAACCCAAAUUAUAUGAUUUCUUCUUCGAAAGAG